UGAAAAACUCUGCAUUCCUAGAAAGAAAAGGCCGUGAACAAGAAUUACCUAACCUAACCACGAUGAUGCCAGGGAACAUAGCUGCAGGAUGGGCGAGUCUGGGCUCGACUGUUGCCAGUUUCAUGUUCUUCUGGGCAGUCUUCAGGCAGUUCAUUCCGUAUGAACUACGCCUCCACUUGGAAAACUUGACACAUAAAAUCAUGGGCCUUUUUCAUCCUUACAUCCAGAUUUCCUUCCAUGAGUUCACUGGAGAUCGGCUCAAGCGCAGUGAAGCCUACACUGCUGUUGAGGCAUACCUCAGCACAAAUUCAUCCAAGAAUGCAAAGAGACUCAAGGCUGAGAUAGCAAAGGAUUGCAGCAGUCUAGCGCUCAGCAUGGAUGAACAUGAGAGAGUGACUGAUGAAUAUCGUGGGGCAAAAGUUUGGUGGGCUGCCAGCAAAUUAGUUCCACCAGCACGGUCGUCAGUUUCUUUUUAUCCAGAAAAAGAAAAGAGAUAUUACAAGCUCACAUUCCAUAAGAAGUACAGGGAGAUCAUGACUGACAAUUACUUGGAGCAUGUAGUGAAGGAGGGGAAGGAAAUCGGAGUAAGGAACAGGCAAAGGAAGCUUUACACCAACUGCAGCAACCAUAGAUGGCCAAGCCACAAUCAGCCUAUGUGGAGCCAUGUGGUAUUUGAGCAUCCAGCAACAUUUGAGACAAUCGCUUUGGAACCAGAGAAGAAGCAAGAUAUCAUUGAUGAUCUCUUGACUUUUAGCAAGAGCAAGGAUUAUUAUGCAAGGAUCGGGAAGGUGUGGAAGCGGGGUUAUCUCCUUUAUGGCCCACCAGGAACUGGUAAAUCCACCAUGAUUGCUGCAAUGGCUAAUCUAUUGAGCUAUGAUGUUUAUGAUCUUGAGCUUACAGCAGUGAAGGACAACACCGAGCUGAGGAAGCUUUUGAUUGAGACAACCAAUAAAUCUAUUAUAGUGAUUGAAGAUAUAGAUUGCUCGCUUGAUCUUACAGGUCAGAGGAAGAAGAAAGAGGAGAAAUCCUCUGAAAGCCAGGAGGAUGAGAAGGUGAAGGAAAUUUCCAGGAAGGACAACAGGGAAGAGAGCAGCAAAGUCACCCUCUCAGGGCUUUUGAAUUUCAUUGACGGGCUAUGGUCUGCUUGUGGAGGGGAGAGGCUAAUCGUCUUCACUACAAACUAUGUGGAGAAGCUGGACCCCGCACUAAUAAGAAGGGGUCGAAUGGACAAGCAUAUUGAGUUCUCCUACUGCAGUUUCAAGGCAUUCAAAGUGCUAGCAAAUAAUUACCUGGGUCUUGAGACACAUCCACUGUUUGAAAUGAUUCAACAGUCAAUGGAGGAGACCAAUAUCACGCCUGCUGAUGUUGCAGAGAACCUCAUGCCCAAAUCCCCAACAGAAGAUGCAGAGAAAUGUCUUUUAAACCUAAUUCGAGCUCUUGAAGAAGCAAAGGAAGAAGCAGCUAAGAAAAAAGCUGAGGAAUUGAAUGACACACAGGCAAAAAAAGAUGAGACUAUUCAGUCACAAGAGAUCAACUGAUCAAGCAGAACAAAUAAACUGAAAAAUGUAUCAUGCAAUGGUCAUGCAACUUUAUAACUGAAAUAAUUCAUGUAUAAAAUGUUCUUGGAUGCCAAAACUGUCGUGUAUCAACAACCUGUUUGAAAACCAAA
Molecule: messenger RNA, 1669 nt
Organism: Vitis riparia (riverbank grape)
Lineage: Eukaryota; Viridiplantae; Streptophyta; Magnoliopsida; Vitales; Vitaceae
Product: AAA-ATPase ASD, mitochondrial-like
Exons: 1
Coding region: 63-1538 (491 amino acids)
Molecular function (GO): ATP binding; ATP hydrolysis activity
Source: RefSeq, a predicted model, not a curated record